UUCUGAAAGUCCAAAAGCCCUCCUUUCUCCCGCCAGAGGAGGGAGAAAAUUAUCUCCUUUCCUGUUUAGAUUCUAUCUGAUCAUUGGUUUCUCGGAGUGAUUGGGGUUUCGAUUUGGGGAAAUUAGGGUUUUUUUUGGGAGCUUCUUUUGGCUUCACCGGGGCGGAAGAUCUGUGGAGAUUAGGGUUUUUUUGAGGAGAGAGAAGGAAUGGCUCAGCAAUUGGGAUGGAAGCACCACUCUCUUAUACAAGCUUUGAUGUCCCGUGGCCCAUUAGAUGAGAAGGCGUUCCAUGAGAUUUUUAUGGGCAUCACGGGAAAAAAUCCAGUUACACAUCCGCAGACAUUCAAUGAUUGCCUGCUCAAAAUAAACAAGGAGCUAGCUUUUGUUCAGUUCGAGCUGCGGGCAUGCAGAAACCAAUACGACGGCAAGGUUUAUUAUGGCGUUAUCAAUAAUGUAGCUGACGAGCAAUCAAAACUUGGAACCAAGUAUUCGGUUCCACAGAUUGCAUUCUACAAGGGAGUGAUAGAUGCAAUUGUUCAGGAUAUGUCAACUCAAGGCUGCAUAACCAACAUUGAAGCUCUUAAUGUCCGUCUUGAAAAUCAGACUGAGCAGGCUUCACAAGAUACUCAAUUGCAUAUCCCUGCUGCAUUCAAGAGUUUCUCAUUGUCUCAGAAGGAGAAGACUCUCAAUGAUCUCAUCCAAGAUCAAUGGCUUUGCUAUACUCCUGAUGGUAAAAUUGGAUUUGGUAUCCGAUCUUUUUUUGAUCUCCGAAGCUGGUUCCGUAAUAAUGAUGUUCCUUCUUGUGAUGUCUGCAAUGAAGCUGGGGUGAAGGCUCUUACAUGUCCAAAUGAAGGUUGCCCUGUCCGACUUCAUGAUUAUUGUUUGAAGAAGAAAUUUUCUCAGCGGAAGGGUUCAAGAGCUUGUCCUGGUUGCGGUACUGAAUGGCCCAGAUCUCAGUGCCAGCAGGAAGAAGAUACAAAUGCACUGGGACAAAGUCAGGUGGCUUCGGCUGAUCCCAUCAUAAGAGGAAAGCGUAGAAAUGUCAAAGCUGAAGCAGUAGAAGCAACUCAGGCACCUCCUCGCCCUGAGAGAGCGAAGAGGCUGAGGAGCUGCAAAACUGAAGCAGUGGGAACUGCUGAAAAUGAGGCCCCGCCUUCUAAUUUGAGGAGAACUCGCAGAUCUGGCCGCAUAUAGCUAGUACAGUUGUGGGCACUUUUGCUUAUCUUGUAAUUAGGGAUGUGCAUGGGUUGGCUUAGAUCGGUUUGGAGCUAAAUUCAAACUGGUUUUGUAAAACUGAAAUCUAAACCGAACCGACUAUCUAUAAAAAUCGUUUGAAAGUGUCUCGAAAUA
Molecule: messenger RNA, 1350 nt
Organism: Phoenix dactylifera (date palm)
Lineage: Eukaryota; Viridiplantae; Streptophyta; Magnoliopsida; Arecales; Arecaceae
Product: embryo defective 1379
Biological process (GO): double-strand break repair via homologous recombination
Cellular component (GO): Smc5-Smc6 complex; nucleus
Molecular function (GO): ubiquitin-protein transferase activity
Source: RefSeq, a predicted model, not a curated record